This is a messenger RNA of Gastrolobium bilobum, 1640 nucleotides long. Its product is annotated as protein RETICULATA-RELATED 3, chloroplastic-like. Bases 149 to 1174 code for a protein of 341 amino acids. The record is from RefSeq and is a predicted model, not a curated record. Lineage: Eukaryota; Viridiplantae; Streptophyta; Magnoliopsida; Fabales; Fabaceae. The transcript has 2 exons.
AUAACCCAUUUCAUUAUUGUCAGAAUUAAAAGGGUUUUUUUAUUUUUAUUUUUUUUCUUUUCUUUUAAGGUUUUAGCUUCUACCUUUCUAGUCUUUCACUCUUCCAUCUUGCUGCUCUCGCUCAUCUCACCAUCCAGAUCCAGAUCAAAUGGCAGCCAUGGCUCAACUGUGUUUUUCUCCUCUCUCUGGUCACUACCAUGCACUUUCUUUCCCAUCAUCAUCAUCAUCAUCUCAGCUUCAGAAUCGUCCUCUAUAUCUCAUCAACACACCCCAUUUGCCUAAAAGAUUGCAACUUUCCUUCGCCGGAGGCGACGGCGGCGAUGGGGUGGGACGGGGUGGUAGUGGUGGUGGUGGGGGUGAUGAUGGGAAUCAAAAGGAUUCAUCUUUUGGUGUUUUGGGUCUCUUUUUGAAUGGUUGGAGAUCAAGGGUUGCUGCUGAUCCACAGUUUCCUUUCAAGGUUCUGAUGGAGGAGUUGGUGGGUGUGACUGCUUGUGUUCUUGGUGACAUGGCUUCAAGGCCUAAUUUUGGGUUGAAUGAGCUUGACUUUGUUUUUUCAACUCUUGUUGUUGGUGCUAUUCUCAAUUUCACACUCAUGUAUCUAUUGGCACCUACCAUGACAUCAGCAUCAUCCAAUGUACCUGCUCUCUUUGCCUCUUGUCCCAAGAGUCACAUGUUUGAACCUGGUGCUUAUGGCAUUCUGGAACGGUUUGGAACUUUGGUGUAUAAAGGAACUAUUUUUGCUGUUGUUGGAUUUGGUGCUGGGCUAGUUGGGACUGCACUUUCAAAUGGGUUGAUCAAUAUGAGGAAGAAGAUGGAUCCAAACUUUGAGACCCCUAACAAUCCUCCACCUACCAUUUUGAAUGCUCUCACAUGGGCUGGUCACAUGGGAUUUAGCAGCAACCUCAGGUACCAAACUCUCAAUGGUAUUGAGUUCAUGUUGGAGAAAGGGCUUAAUCCCUUUGCAUUCAAGUCCUCAGUGUUGGUUCUUAGAUGCUUGAACAAUGUUCUUGGAGGCAUGUCCUUUGUGAUGUUGGCAAGGUUGACAGGUGCACAAAGUGUUGGGGAACAGAAGCCAUCACAUGUGGAGGUUGGUUUAGCUGCAGAGAAGGAGAAGGUGGUCAUGGAAAGGGAAGAUGAGGAUAUGCAGAAUAAUCAGUCAACAACAUCAAAGUGAUGGCAUCACUUAGUUUGGUUUCUUUAAAGAGAUUUGUCUUUUACUUUGGGAAAGGUUGUUGGGGGAGAGAGAGGUGAGGCUUUUGGUUUUCUGAAUUCUAUUGUUGUUCUACUGUCCUAAGUCAUAACUCUGGCAGCAUCAAAUAAGUAAGAAGGGUAGAUUGAGAUAUGGAAGAUUCUGACAAAAUUUUCUGGCCUUUGGUUCUUGUAUGUUGCUGAAAACUGAUGGCAAAGAAACAUAGGUUUUUGUAAGCCGGCUUGGGGUACCCUGAAACAACAAUAACAUGCCAAAUUAGUCUGGCCAUGGAUUGUCCCCCUCAAAAAUAAAAUAAAAUAAAUAAAUGUUAUGGCUAUGUAGCUGCUUUUAUUUUUGCAUAGUUAGUAAGCUUUUUGUUGUCGUUUUCUAGAGAAAUUAUUGUAAAGUAUCUGACAAAUCCAGUUUGGAGUAUUGGCUAAAUAAAUUCAGG